Molecule: messenger RNA, 1522 nt
Organism: Aedes albopictus (Asian tiger mosquito)
Lineage: Eukaryota; Metazoa; Arthropoda; Insecta; Diptera; Culicidae
Gene: CstF50
Product: cleavage stimulation factor subunit 1
Exons: 3
Coding region: 139-1422 (427 amino acids)
Biological process (GO): mRNA 3'-end processing
Cellular component (GO): mRNA cleavage stimulating factor complex
Molecular function (GO): RNA binding; protein binding
Source: RefSeq, a predicted model, not a curated record
CGAUCCGACCCUGUCUGCAUUUGACAGAACGCGAAACAGAUUUUGUGCGGUGCUGCUGCCGGUGCGUCGUGUUUAUUUACAUCAAGCUUUUUCAAUCCGUGAAAACCCGUAAAUUAAUCCGGCCCAGGAACACUCAGAAUGCUGAACGAUACGGAUUUCGUGGACCCCAAAAAUGUGGUCAAAUGCCGUGAGCUGCUGUACCGAAUGAUGAUCAGUCAACUUUUCUACGACGGUCAUCACCAGGUGGCGGUCGAGCUGACCGGGCUGGUCCGUGCCGAUCCGCCCUGCCCACCGAGCGAUCGGCUGCUGAACAUCUUCCGUCAGGCGUGCCAAAUUGACUCGAACAAACCGACGAACGUUUUUGACGAGGUCACCUCUGGCCUGGACCUGGAGUUUGAGAUCGAAAGCAGCGCUCUGGCACCGGAGCCGGCUUCCUACGAGACGGCUUAUGUGACGUCGCACAAGGCCGCCUGUCGGGCGGGAUGCUUCAGCUACGAUGGGCAGCUGGUGGCCACCGGCAGUGUCGAUGCCAGUAUUAAGAUCUUGGAUGUGGACAGGAUGCUGGCCAAGUCAGCGCCGGACGAGAUGGAACCGGGUCGGGAACAGCAGGGCCACCCGGUUAUCAGGACUUUGUAUGACCAUACGGACGAGGUGUCCUAUCUGGAGUUCCAUCCGAAGGAUCAGAUCUUGGCUUCCGCUUCUCGGGAUCACACCGUAAAGCUGUUCGACAUCUCAAAGGCAUCGGUGAAAAAAGCUUAUCGGGUGUUGGGGGAUUGCGUUCCGGUUCGUUGCUUGGCAUUCCAUCCCACCGGAGAUUACAUGGCCGUAGGAACCGAUCACCACGUUUUGCGAGUGUACGACGUCCAAACCGGUCAAUGCUUCGUCAGCGCGAUUCCUUCCCAACAGCACACGGAAUCGAUUACCUGCGUUCGAUACGCUCCGAAUGCCAAGGUCUACGCCACCGGGAGCAUGGACGGCUCGAUCAAGCUAUGGGACGGUGUCAGUGGCCGCUGCAUCAACACCUUCGCCCAAGCCCACGACGGAUCCGAAAUCUGCUCAGUCGUGUUCACCCGGAACGGUAAGUACCUUCUCUCCUCCGGGGAAGAUUCCCUGGUCAAACUGUGGGAGCUGAGCACUAGCCGGUGUCUCAUCGCGUACACCGGAGCCGGAACGACCGGCAAACAGGAACAUCAGACCCAGGCCGUCUUCAAUCACACCGAGGACUACGUCCUCUUCCCGGACGAAGUGACCACGUCGCUUUGUUCGUGGAACUCCCGGAACGCAUCCCGAUGCCAUCUGAUGUCCCUGGGACACAACGGAGCCGUGCGUUUUAUUGUCCACUCGCCCACGCACCCGGCGUUCCUGACGUGCUCUGACGAUUACCGUGCGCGCUUCUGGGUAAGACGGUCCAAUUCGCACUAGAUUGAUGGGAGACGAGGAAGGCGGUGUCACAUUUCAUGAUUUUGAUGUAGCAUUUAACAACCAUUUGAAAUAAAGCCCUAGAUUGUAAUGUUGACUAAAA